AUGGAGUCAAAUACGUUGGAUAUACCGGUCAAGCAGACAGAAGAAGACACUCAACACGUUGAGGAUGCAACUCACAAAGAUGUGACCUUUGUCUCUACUUUGGACUCAAUUGAGUCCACAAAGACAGACUACUACAUUUGGCUGGUUGCAAUCACAGUGGGAGUUGGUGGUUUUCUCUUUGGUUAUGACACAGGCAUCAUCUCCGCAGUGCUGGUAGUACUCGACGAUGAUCUGGGACACGUUCUUAUUUCAAGCGAGAAAGAGCUCAUCACAUCCAUCACAUCCGGCGGAGCUUUCUUGGGCGCUCUGGCAGCCGGCUUCUCGGCUGAUCGAUUCGGAAGAAAACUCGCUAUAGAUAUGGGCUGCGUGGUGUUCAUCACCGGGGCUAUCGUCCAGGCAUGCUCGUACAGCUUCGCCCAGAUGACUGUCGGGCGUUUCGUGAUUGGAGUUGGAGUCGGAUCUGCUGCAAUGAUCAUUCCCUUGUACAUCGCCGAAGUAUCCCCAGCAAAAUACCGAGGUGGCAUGAUAGGUCUUGACAACAUAUCCAUUACCGGAGGGCAGCUUGUAGCCUAUGGCUUAGGGGCAGGACGCGCCGACGUCUCUCACGGAUGA
Molecule: messenger RNA, 612 nt
Organism: Penicillium salamii
Lineage: Eukaryota; Fungi; Ascomycota; Eurotiomycetes; Eurotiales; Aspergillaceae
Source: the annotation of a GenBank genome assembly